Molecule: messenger RNA, 9517 nt
Organism: Oncorhynchus nerka (sockeye salmon)
Lineage: Eukaryota; Metazoa; Chordata; Actinopteri; Salmoniformes; Salmonidae
Product: NACHT, LRR and PYD domains-containing protein 12-like
Exons: 12
Coding region: 5081-9160 (1359 amino acids)
Biological process (GO): intracellular signal transduction
Molecular function (GO): protein binding
Source: RefSeq, a predicted model, not a curated record
AGAAAUCAAAAUCAAAUAAAUUCAAAUUGUAUUGGUUACAAUCGCCGAAUACAACAGGUGUAGACCUUACAGUGAAAUGCUUACUUAUGAGCCCCUAACCAACAAUGCAGUAAAAAAAUCUAUAAAAAAUCAAUAAAAAAACGAGAGUAAUAACUACGCUUAAGAAGUAGUUAAAGAGCAGCAGUAAAAUAACAGUAGCGAGACUAUAUACAUGGGGGUAUAGGAACAGAGUCAAUGUGUUGGGGCAUCGGUUAGUUGAGGGAAUAUGUACAUGUAGGUAGAGUUAUUAAAGUGAAAAUGCACAGAUGAUAACGACAGAAAGUAGCAGCAGUGAAAAAUGGGGGGGGGCAAUGCAAACCGUCUGGGUAGACAUUUGAUUAGAUGUUCAGGAGUCUUAUGGCUUAGGGGUAGAAGCUGUUAAGAAGCCUCUGGGACCUAGACCUGGUGCUCCGGUACCAGUAGCAGAGAAAACAGUCUAUGACUAGGGUGGCUGAAGUCCUUGACAAUUUUUAGGGCCUUCCUCUGACACCAUCUGGUAUAGAGGUUCUGGAUGGCAGGAAGCUUGGACCCAGUGAUGUACUGGGCCGUUCGCACUACCCUCUGUAGUGCCUUGCGGUCGGAGGCCGAACAGUUGCCACACCAGGCAGUGAUGCUACCAGCCAGGAUGCUCUCGAUGGUGCAGCUGUAGAACCUUUUGAGGAUCUGAGGACCCGUGACAAAUCUUUUCAGUCUCUUGAGGGGGAAUAGGUUUUGUCGUGCCCUCUUUACGACUGUCUUGGUGUGCUUGGACCAUGUUAGUUUGUUGGUGAUGUGGACACCAAGGAACUUGAAGCUCUCAACCUGCUCCACUACAGCCCUGUCGAUGAGAAUGGGGGCAUUUUUGGUCUUCUUUUUCCUGUAGUCCACAAUCAUCUCCUUUGUCUUGAUCACAUUGAAGGAGAGGUUGUUGUCCUGGCACCACACGUCCAGGUCUCUGACCUUCUCCCUAUAGGCGGUCUCGUCGUUGUCGGUGAUCAGGUCUACCACUGUUGUGUCAUUUGCAAACUUAAUGAUGGUGUUGGAGUCGUGCCUGGCCAUACAGUCAUGAGUGAACAGGGAGUACAGGAUGGGACUGAGAACCCACUCCUGAGGGUCCCCUGUGUUGAGGAUCAGCGUUGCGGAUGUGUUGUUACCUAUCCUUACCAGCUGGGGGUGGCCCGUCAGGAAAUCCAGGAUCCAGUUGCAGAGGGAGGUGUUUAGUCCCAGAGUCCUUAGUCUUCCAGCUGGUGCUCUCAUGCAUGUUUCAGUGUUAUUUGCCUUGAAGUGAGCAUAGAAGCAGUUUAGCUUGCCUGGCUCAUGUCACUGCGCAGCUCUCGGCUGUGCUUCCCUUCGUAGUCUGUAAUGGUUUGCAAGCCCUGCCACAUAUGACAAGUGUCAGAGCCGGUGUAGUACGACUCCAUCUUAGUCCUGUAUUGACGCUUUGCCUUUUUGAUGUUUCUUCGGAGGGCAUAGCAGGAUAUCUUAUAAACUUCCGGGUUAGAGUCCCGCUCCUUGAAAGCGGCAGCUCUAGCCUUUAGCUCAGUACGGAUGUUGCCUGUAAUCCAUGGCUUCUGGUUCGGGUAUGUACGUACGGUCACUGUGGGGAUGAUGUCAUCGAUGCACUUAUUGAUGAAGCCAAUGACUGAUGUGGUGUACUCCUCAAUGCCAUCGGAGGAGUCCCAGAACAUAUUCCAGUGUGUGGUAGAAAAACAGUCCUGUAGCUUAGCAUCUGCCUCAUCUGACCACUUUUAUAUUGAUCUAGACACUGGUGCUCCCUGCUUGAAUUUUUGCUUGUAAGCAGAAACCAGGAGGAUAGAAUUAUGAUCAGAUAUGCCCAAUGGAGUACGAGGGAGAGUUUUGUAUGUGUGUGGAGUAAAGGCGGCCUAGAUUUAUUUUCCUCUGGUUGCACAUUUAACAUGCUGAUAGAAAUUUGUUAAAACAUAUUUAAGUUUCCCUGCAUUAAAUCCCCGGUAACUGAAAGCGCCACCUCUGGGUGAGCGUUUUCUUGUUUGCUUAUGGCGGAAUACAGGUCAUUUAAUGCGUUCUUAGUGCCAGCCUCAGUCUGUGGUGGUAUGUAAACAGCUAUGAAAAACACAGAUGAAAACUUUCUAGGUAGAUAGUGUGGUCUACAGCCUAUCAUGAGAUACUCUACCUCAGGCAUUCAAUAGUUCGAGACUUCCUUAGACAUCGUGCACCAGCUGUUAUUUACAAAAAUACAUAGUCCGCCGCCCCUUGUCUUACCAGACUCCGCUGUUCUAUCCUGCCGGUACAGUGUCUAACCAGCUGUAUGUUGAUAGUGUCGUAGUUCAGCUACGACUCCGUGAAGCAUAAGAUGCUACAAUUUUGAAUGUCCCGUUGGUAGUUUAAUCUUCCGCGUAGAUCCUCGAUUUUGUUCUUCAAAGAAUGCACGUUUGCUAGCAGAAUGGAAGGAAGUGGGGGUUUAUUCGAUCGCCUACGAAUUCUCAGAAGGCAGCCCAUCCUCUGGACCCUUUUUCUUCACCUCCUCUACAUGCAAAUUACAGGGAUCUGGGCCUGUUCCCGAGAAAGCAGUAUAUCAUUCACGUCUGGCUCGUCAGACUCGUUAAAGGAAAAAAAGGAUUCUGUCAGUCCGUGGUGAGCAAUCGCAGUCCUGAUGUCCAGAAGUUAUUUUUGGUCAUAAGAGAUGGUAGUGGCAACAUUAUGUACAAAAUAAGUACAAAAUGAAGUUACAAACAACGCAAUUUUUUUUUUUUUUAACACAAUGGGUUGGGGACAUGUAAAAUGUCAGCCUUCUUCUCCGGCGCCAUCUUUAACCAUGGGUCAUGGUCAGUGAGUUAAAUAGCACUGUUUCUAGUCAUUUCUCCUCCCCAAUUUCCCAUUUAUUUUGUUGUUUUCAUAAUCCAUGUUCUAAUCCCUUUUUCCAUGUUCAUAGUCCUAAAACAAUAUUAAACAAACACAACAUUCCCAUCAAAUCAAAUGUAUUUAUAUAGCCCUUCUUACAUCAGCUGAUAUCUCAAAGUGCUGUACAGAAACCCAGCCUAAAACCCCAAACAGCAAGCAAUGUAGGUGUAGAAGCACGGUGGCUAGGAAAAACUCCCUAGAAAGGCCAAAACCUAGGAAGAAACCUAGAGAGGAACCAGGCUAUGAGGGGUGGCCAGUCCUCUUCUGGCUGUGCCGGGUGGAGAUUAUAACAGAACAUGGCCAAGAUGUUCAAAUGUUCAUAGAUGACCAGCAUGGUCAAAUAAUAAUAAUCACAGUAGUUGUCGAGGGUGCAGCAAGUCAGCACCUCAGGAGUAAAUGUCAGUUGUCUUUUUAUAGCCGAUCAUUAAGAGGAUCUCUAACCUCCUGCUGUCUCUAGAGAGUUGAAAACAGCAGGUCUGGGACAGGUAGCACAUACGCAAAGUGGCCCCAUCCGAUGAUACCCUGGACAGGGCAAAACAGGAAGGAUAUAACCCCACCCACUUUGCCAAAGCACAGCCCCCCACACCACUAGAAGGAUAUCUUCAACCACCAACUUACCAUCCUGAGACAAGGCCGAGUAUAGCCCACAAAGAUCUCUGCCAUGGCACAACACAAGGGGGUGUGCCAACCCAGACAGGAAGAUCACGUCAGUGACUCAACCCACUCAAGUGACACACCCCUCCUAGGGACGUCAUGAAAGAGCACCAGUAAGCCAGUGACUCAGCCCCUGUAAUAGGGUUAGAGGCAGAGAAUCCCCGUGGAGAGAGGGGAACCAGCCAGGCAGAGACAGCAAGGGUGGUUCGUUGCUCCAGACCCUUUCCAUUCACCUUCACACUCCUGGGCCAGACUACACCCAAUCAUAUGACCCACUGAAGAGAUGAGUCUUCAGUAAAGACUUAAAGGUUGAGAUCGAGUCUGCGUCUCACACAUGGGUAGGCAGACCAUUCCAUAAAAAUGGAGAUCUAUAGGAGAAAGCCCUGCCUCCAGCUGUUUGCUUAGAAAUUCUAUGGACAAUUCGGAGGCAUGCGUCUUGUAGCAUACGUGUAGGUAUGUACGGCAGGACCAAAUCGGAAAGAUAGGUAGGAGCAAGCCCAUUUAAUGCUUUGUAGGUUGGCAGUAAAACCUUGAAAUCAGUCCUUGCCUUAACAGGAAGCAGUGUAGGGAGGCUAGCACUGGAGUAAUAUGAUCAAAUUUUUGGGUUCUAGUCAGGAUUCUAGCAGCCGUAUUUAGCACUAACUGAAGAUAAUUUGGUGCUCUAUCCGGGUAGAGCAUUGCAGUAGUCUAACCUAGAAGAAAACAAAAGCAUGGAUACAUUUUUCUGCAUAAUUUUUGGACAGAAAGUUUCUGAUUUUUGCAAUGUUACGUAGAUGGAAAAAAGCUGUCCUUGAAACAGUCUUGAUAUGUUCGUCAAAAGAGAGAUUAGGGUCCAGAGUAACACAGAGGUCCUUCACAGUUUUAUUUGAGACAACUGUACAACCAUCAAGAUUAAUUGUCAGAUUCAACAGAAGAUAUCUUUGUUUUUUGGGACCUAGAACAAGCAUCUCUGUUUUGUCCGAGUUUAAAAGUAGAACGUUUGCAGCCAUCCACUUCCUUCUGUCUGAAACACAGGCUUCUAACGAGGGCAAUUUUGGGGCUUCACCAUGUUUCAUCGAAAUGUACAGCUGUGUGUCAUCCGCAUAGCAGUGUAAGUUAACAUUAUGUUUUCGAAUGACAUCCCCAAGAGGUAAAAUAUAUAGUGAAAACAAUAGUGGUCCUAAAACGGAACCUUGAGGAACACCGAAAUGUACAGUUGAUUUGUCAGAGGACACGCCAUUCACAGAGACAAACUGAUAUCUUUCAGACAGAUAAGAUCUAAACCAGGCCAGAACUUGUCCGUGUAAACCAAUUUGGGUUUCCAAUCUCUCCAAAAGAAUGUGGUGAUCGAUGAUAUCAAAAGCAGCACUAAGGUCUAGGAGCACGAGGACAGAUGCAGAGCCUCGGUCUGACGCCAUUAAAAGGUCAAGAGCAGUCUCAGUGCUAUGAUGGGGUCUAAAACCAGACUGAAGCAUUUUGUAUACAUUGUUUGUCUUCAGGAAGGCAGUGAGUUGAAGCGCAACAGCUUUUUCUAAAAAGUUUGAGAAGAAUGGAAGAUUCGAUAGUUUUUAUAUUUUCUGGGUCAAGGUUUGGCUUUUUCAAGAAAGGCUUUAUUUCUGCCACUUUUAGUGAGUUUGGUACACAUCCUGUUGAUAGAGAGUCAUUUAUUAUGUUCAACAUAGGAGGGCCAAGCACAGGAAGCAGCUCUUUCAGUAGUUUGGUUGGAAUAGGGUCCAGUAUGCAGCUUGAAGGUUUAGAGGCCAUGAUUAUUUUCAUCAUUGUGUCAAGAGAUAUUGUACUAAAACACUUGAGUGUCUCUCUUGUACCUAGGUCCUGGCAGAGUUGUGCAGACUCAGGACAACUGAGCUUUGGAGGAAUAUGCAGAUUUAAAGAGGAAAACCAACAGGAUCGAUCAAAGAUUCUCAGUGGUCAGUCUUCCCAGAGUCAUCAAACAGACCUGGCCUCCAUAUUCAGUUUGCUUGAAGAGAAUAUUAUGACAUUUGUGAAGAAUGAGCUGACAAUGUUCAAGAGGAUUCUUAGUCCAGAAAUCCCAGAAGGCUUUGAGAGUCAGAAGCAGGAUAAGGAAGUGGUGGACGCUGAAGAUGAGAAGCAGGAGAGCAGUGCCAGAGAGGGGGCUCUGAAGAUCACACUGCACAUCCUGAGAAAAAUGAACCAGAAGGAGCUUGCUGACACACUGGAGAAAAAUGAGCUUGCUGUGAUUUACAAACGUGAACUCAAAUCUAAUCUAAAGAAGAAGUUUCAAUGUGUAUUUGAGGGGAUCGCUAAACAAGGAAACCCAACACUUCUCAAUAAGAUCUACACAGAGCUCUACAUCACAGAGGGUGGAAAAGGAGAGGUCAAUAAUGAACAUGAGCUGAGACAGAUUGAGACAACAACCAGGAAACAAGCAAGACCAGAGACUGCAAUCAAAUGUAACGACAUCUUCACACCCUUAACUGGACAAGACAAACUUAUCAGAACUGUGCUGACAAAGGGAGUCGCUGGCAUUGGAAAAACAGUCUCUGUGCAGAAGUUCAUCCUGGACUGGGCUGAAGGAAAAGCAAAUCAGGAUGUCCAAUUUGUAUUUUCAUUCCCUUUUCGGGAGCUGAAUUUAAUAAAAGGGAAAAAACACACUUUGAUUGACCUUCUCAAUCACUUCUCAAUGGAAAACAAAGAAUCAAGAAUCUCCAACUACGACAAGUACAAAGUUUUGUUCAUCUUUGAUGGUCUGGAUGAGUGCCGACUGCCCCUAGACUUUCAGAAGAACAAGUUAUGUUGUGAUGUCACAAUGUCAACCUCAGUAGAUGUUCUAUUGACAAAUCUCAUCAAGGGAAAUCUGCUUCCCUCUGCUCUCCUCUGGAUAACUACCCGACCUGCAGCAGCCAGCAAGAUCCCUUCAGGUUGUGUUGACCAGGUGACAGAGGUACGAGGGUUCAAUGACCCACAGAAGGAGGAGUACUUUAGGAAGAGAUUCAGUGAUAAGGACCUGGCCAGCAGAAUCAUCUCGCACAUAAAGACUUCAAGGAGCCUCCACAUCAUGUGCCACAUUCCAGUAUUCUGUUGGAUUUCUGCAAUAGUCCUUGAACACAUGCUGAAACAUAAGAGAGAAGAGAUGCCCAAGACUCUGACUGAGAUGUACACACACCUUGUGGUGUUUCAUACCAAACAAAAGAAUGACAAGUAUCUUGGGAAAGAAGAGACAGGUCCACACUGGAAUAAAGAGAGCAUUCUAUCACUGGGAAAACUGGCUUUUCAACAGCUUGUGAAGGGAAAUAUAAUGUUCUAUGAAGAAGACCUGAAAGAGGCUGGCAUUGAUGUCAAUGAAGCCUCAGUGUACUCAGGAUUGUGCACACAGCUCUUUAAAGAUGAAUGUGGGCUGUACCAGGACAAGGUGUACUGCUUCGUACAUUUGAGCAUUCAGGAAUUUCUGGCUGCUGUAUAUGUGUUCCUCUCAUUCAUUAACAACAAUGAAAAUCUAAUGGUCAAACCUCAAUCAAUGCCCAGUAACUUUUUUGCGCUGUUCAAAAACAAGCAUGACGUUACUUUCUACAAGAGUGCUGUGGAUAAAGCCUUACAAAGUGAGACAGGAAACCUGGACCUUUUCCUCCGCUUCCUUCUGGGCCUCUCACUGGAGUCCAAUCAGAAGCACUUACGAGGUCUACUGACAAAGACAAGAAGCAGCUCACAAUGCCAUGAAGAAACAGUCAAGUACAUCAAGGAGAAGAUCAGGGAGAAUCCCUCUCCAGAGAGGUGCAUCAAUCUGUUCCACUGUCUGAAUGAACUGAAUGACCAUUCUCUAGUGGAGGAGAUCCAAAGCUACCUGAGAUCAGGAAGUCUCUCAGAAGCCAAACUGUCACCUGCACAGUGGUCAGCUCUGGUCUUUGUGUUGCUGACUUCAGAAAAGGAGCUGGAUGUGUUUGACCUGAAUAAAUACUCCAGAUCAAAGGAAGGAGUUCUGAUGCUGCUGCCAGUGGUCAAAGCAUCCAAAGCUGCUCUGCUGUCUGGCUGUGGAGUUACAGAGGAAAGCUGUACUUUUCUGGCCUCAGCUCUGAAGUCAAACCCCUCACACCUGAGAGUUCUGGAUCUGAGUUACAAUGACCUGAAGGAUUCAGGAGUGAAGCUGCUCUCUGCUGGCCUGGGGAAUCCCCGCUGUAAACUGGAGACUCUGAGGUUGUCAGCCUGUCUAGUCACAGAGGAAAGCUGUGCUUCUCUGGUCUCAGCUCUGAGGUCAAACCCCUCACACCUGAGAGAGCUGGAUCUGAGUAACAAUGACCUGAAGGAUUCAGGAGUGAAGCUUCUCUCUGCUGGACUUGGGAUUCCCCACUGUAAACUGGAGACUCUGAGGUUGUCAGCCUGUCUAGUCACAGAGGAAGGCUGUGCUUCUCUGGUCUCAGCUCUGAGGUCAAACCAAUCACACCUGAGAAACCUGGAUCUGAGUAACAAUGACCUGAAGGAUUCAGGAGUGAAGCUGCUCUCUGCUGUACUGGGGAAUCCCCACUGUAAACUGGAAAGUCUGAGGUUGUCAGCCUGUCUAGUCACAGAGGAAAGCUGUGCUUCUCUGGUCUCAGCUCUGAAGUCAAACCCCUCACACCUGAGAAGCCUGGAUCUGAGUAACAAUGACCUGAAGGAUUCAGGAGUGAAGCUGCUCUCUGAUGGACUGGGGAAUCCCUACUGUAAACUGGAGACUCUGAGGCUGUCAGGCUGUCUAAUCACACAGGAAGGGUGUUCUUCUCUGGGCUCAGCUCUGAGGUCAAACCCCUCACACCUGAGAGAGCUGGAUCUGAGUAACAAUGACCUGAAGGAUUCAGGAGUGAAGCUGCUCUCUGCUGGACUGGGGAAUCCACACUGUAAACUGGAGACUCUGAGGCUGUCAGGCUGUCUAGUCACAGAGGAAGGCUGUGCUUCUCUGGUCUCAGCUUUGAGGUCAAACCCCUCACACCUGAGAGAGCUGGACCUGAGCUACAAUUAUCCACGAGACUCAGGAGUCAGAUUGCUCUCUGCUAGACUGGAGGAUCCACACUGCAGACUGGAGAAACUCAAUGUGGAACAUGGUGGAGAGAAGACAAUGAAACCUGGGCUUAGAAAAUAUGCCUGUGAUCUCACACUGGACCCAAACACAGUAAACAGAUACCUCAUUCUGUCUGAGGAGAACAGAAAGGUGACAUGGAGUACAAAGGACCAGCCGUAUCCUGAUCACCCAGAGAGGUUUGAGGUCUGGGAACAGGAGCUGUGUAGAGAGGGUCUGACUGGGCGCUGUUACUGGGAGGUAGAGUGGAGUGGGAUAGGGGCUGAUAUGGGAGUGACAUACAACGGAAUCAUCAGGAGAGGAAGGGGUAAUGAUAGUAGGCUUGGAUGGAAUGACAAGUCCUGGAGUCUGGACUGCUCUAACAACAGUUACAGAGCCUGGCACAAUAAUAAUACCACUACCAUAGACGUCCCCCCCUCCAGCUCCCACAGAGUAGGAGUGUAUCUGGACUGGCCAGCCGGCACUCUGUCCUUCUACAGAGUCUCCUCUGACACACUGACCCACCUGUACACAUUCCACACCACAUUCACUGAGCCCCUCUAUCCAGGGUUUUAUGUUUGGUAUGACUCCUCAGUGUCCCUGUGUCAGGUGGUCCCUGUGUAAAACACAACAUGAUGUUUCCCUCUAAUCCUGGUCAUGUUCAGUAAGACACACUGGAGCAACAAUGUAGAAUAGCUCUCUAGUGUGUAAACAUAUGAUUGUAAACAUUAAUUAACACACACCAUUGAAAUUGACAGACAUUGUCAACUAGAGUCAUUCAUUAAUGUAAUUAAUCACCACAUUGUGUUGUAAUUUAGAAAUCAUUGAUCUUCUUGUUAUUGGGCUUCUUGGUGUUUGUAAAUAUUGUUGUCUGUAGACUGUUUAUUUUUCAAAUUCUUGACACAACAAUCUUGUUUCUGUAUAAACUAAAUUCCACUGAAUGAAAUGUACAUGUGACUAAUAAAGUUAAUCAACCAAAUG